Stegastes partitus (bicolor damselfish) is the source of this 1434-nucleotide messenger RNA. RefSeq names its product prostaglandin E receptor 4 (subtype EP4) c (gene ptger4c). Lineage: Eukaryota; Metazoa; Chordata; Actinopteri; Pomacentridae. Gene Ontology annotation, molecular function: prostaglandin E receptor activity. Gene Ontology annotation, cellular component: plasma membrane. The record is from RefSeq and is a predicted model, not a curated record. The transcript is spliced from 2 exons. Gene Ontology annotation, biological process: positive regulation of cytosolic calcium ion concentration; cellular response to prostaglandin E stimulus; adenylate cyclase-activating G protein-coupled receptor signaling pathway. The coding region runs from base 1 to 1434 and encodes 477 amino acids.
AUGAGCAACGACACUCUGGACUUUGGAGAUCUGGACGCGAACCUUUCUGAGCCGCUUCUCUCUCUGAGCCAGAACCACGGCGCGUUCCCUGCGCUCCGGCUGGACUCCAAGUCUCUGGUCACGUCAGCCACGAUGUUCGCAGUGGGAGUCCUGGGAAACCUCAUCGCCAUAGUUGUGCUGUGCGUCUCCAAGAAGGAGCAGAAGGAAACCACCUUCUACACGCUGGUGUGCGGGAUGGCCAUCACGGACCUGCUGGGGACCUGCUUCACCAGCCCGGUGGUGAUCGCUACGUAUGUGGCCAACCGCUGGCCCGGAGGAGCGCUGCUCUGCCACUUCUUCUCCUUCUCCAUGCUCUUCUUCGGCUCAGCUGGCAUGUCCAUCCUGUGCGCAAUGGCCGUGGAGCGCUACUUGGCCAUAAACCACGCGUACUUCUACUCCCAGCACAUAGACCGGACCAUGGCACGGUUUGCGCUCCUGGCCAUCUACCUGGCCAACAUUGUUCUCUGCAUCAUGCCCAGCUUCGGCUUCGGGAAGCACGUCAGACACCAGCCCGGGACUUGGUGCUUUCUGGACUGGAGGGCGAUGGAUCCGGUGGGAGCGUGCUACUCCUUCCUGUACGGCGGCGUCAUGCUGCUGCUGAUCGCGGUGACGGUUCUGUGUAACCUGGCGGUGUGCAGGUCGCUGGUGGGGAUGAACCAGAGGACGGGGAUCGUCAGGACGGAGCUGUGUGAGCAGGGAGGCUCGCGGCGCCGCUUCCCCAGACUGCCGUCGGUCACUUCUGCAGCGGAGAUCCAGAUGUUCUGGCUCCUGGUCUUCAUGACCAUCGUGUUCCUGGUCUGCUCCAUCCCUCUGGUGGUGCGACUCUUCGUGAACCAGCUCUACGACCCAGCCUACAUCUCUGCUGGGGGGAAGCCAGACUACCGGAGCGACCUGUUGGCAAUCCGCUUCGCCUCAUUCAACCCCAUAUUAGACCCCUGGGUGUACAUUUUGUGCAGGAAGAACCUGCUACUGAAAAGCUGUGAGAAGCUGAAGAGGACAGUUGCUCGGGUUAAAGACGGCCGUGGUGAGAACAUGGGCUGGGUGGAGGAGCAGAACUCCCCUCCGUCUUUACACAGCAACGACACCAGCUACGCGUCAUUACGCACAGCCAGCUUCAGGAACGAUGUGGUGCACCAAGUGCCCAUCAAGAAUAAAUCCUUCACAGACUUCGCGAAGAGACACGCGUGGGAGUACGACACCGCCCGGGUCAACUUUCACCCGUUCAGCGUGGAAUCGACCGCGAUCCUCGGCUGUGAUGAGGAGGAAGCAGCUCGACCCAAGCAGCAGGCGGCCGACUGUCCUCCGGGACGCGGCGCGAACUCUGUCCGGAGGGCGGACAUCGUGACGUGCACGUUCAGCACACCGAGCUCCUGUCAGUCUGCCAAAUGUCUCUGA